Messenger RNA from Eutrema salsugineum, 1389 nucleotides. Its product is annotated as UDP-glycosyltransferase 89A2. Gene Ontology annotation, molecular function: UDP-glycosyltransferase activity. The coding region runs from base 1 to 1389 and encodes 462 amino acids. The record is from RefSeq and is a predicted model, not a curated record. NCBI's taxonomy places the organism in Eukaryota, Viridiplantae, Streptophyta, Magnoliopsida, Brassicales, Brassicaceae. The transcript has a single exon.
AUGACCGGAAAAAUGCCGCAGCUGCCGCCACCGGGAUUAAAACGCGACGGUUUAAAAGCGCACAUCAUGGUGUUUCCUUAUCCAGCACAAGGCCACUUGCUUCCUCUUCUCGACUUAACUCAUCAUCUCUGUCUCCAUGGCGACAUCACAGUCUCGAUUAUAGUCACUCCUAAAAACCUUCCUUACCUCUCUCCUCUUCUCUCCGCUCAUCCCUCUACCGUCUCCGCCGUCACUUUACCUUUCCCUCACAAUCCUUCACUCCCUCCCGGCGUUGAAAACGUCAAAGAACUCGGCUGUUCCGGUAAUCCUCUGAUUAUGGCUUCUCUACGUCAGCUUCGAGAGCCUAUCAUCAACUGGUUAAGUUCUCAUCCCAAUCCUCCUGUCGCUCUCAUCUCUGAUUUCUUCCUUGGAUGGACCAACGAUCUCGGUAUUCCUCGCUUUGCCUUCUUCAGCUCUGGAGCAUUCUUAGCUUCGAUUCUCCAUUUCGUCUCUGAUAAGCUUCAUAUAUUUGAAUCAACUGAGCCUGUUUGUUUCUUGGAUCUUCCUCGUUCCCCUGUUUUCAAGACAGAGCAUCUCCCGUCCUUAAUCCCACAAUCUCCAUCUUCGCAAGAUCUUGAAAGUGUCAAAGACACCACGAGGAAUUUUUCGAGCUACGGUUGCGUUUUCAACUCUUGUGAGUGUCUUGAAGAGGAAUACAUGGAGUUUGUGAAGCAGAAAGUGGGUCAUAACCGUAUUUUUGGUGUUGGCCCGCUUUCUUUAAUCGGGUUAGGUAAGGGAGAUUCAUAUUCCAAUGUAGACGUCAAGGCCUUGGUGAGUUGGCUCGACGGAUGUCCAGAUGGAUCAGUGCUAUACAUCUGCUUCGGAAGUCAAAAAGUGUUAAGUAAAGACCAAUGUGAUGCUCUGGCUCUUGGUCUCCAAAAGAGCAUGACCAGGUUCGUUUGGGUGGCUAAGACAGACCCAAUACCUGAUGGGUUCGAGGAUCUCGUUGCGGGUCGAGGGUUGAUUGUUAGAGGUUGGGCUCCUCAAGUGUCUGUGUUGAAUCACGUGGCUGUUGGAGGAUUUUUAAGCCAUUGUGGAUGGAACUCGGUCCUGGAAGCGAUGGCUAGCGGAAAAAUGAUCUUGGCAUGGCCCAUGGAAGCAGACCAGUUUGUGGAUGCAAGGUUGCUGGUGGAGCAUAUGGGUGUGGCGGUUAGUGUAUGUGAAGGGGGUAAGACUGUACCUGAUUCAAAUGAGUUGGGUCGGGUCAUAGCUGAAACAAUGGGUGAACACGGACAAGAGGUGCGUGCUCAGGCUAAGGCGAUGGGACGAAAUGCACAAGCUGCGAUGGAACCAGGAGGAAGCUCUAGUGCAGAUUUAGAAAGACUUGUCAAAGAACUGAGAUCUUUAUAA